Molecule: messenger RNA, 1317 nt
Organism: Strongyloides ratti
Lineage: Eukaryota; Metazoa; Nematoda; Chromadorea; Rhabditida; Strongyloididae
Product: Acyl-CoA:lysophosphatidylglycerol acyltransferase 1
Exons: 3
Coding region: 1-1317 (438 amino acids)
Cellular component (GO): endomembrane system
Molecular function (GO): acyltransferase activity
Source: RefSeq, a predicted model, not a curated record
AUGUUUAAAAGACUAAUUAUGAAUGAACCAAAAACUUUAGAUAAUGAUUCAGGAAGUGAAACAUCUGAAAAUGAAAUAGAACUUGUACCUAUUAUUAUGCCUGGUAAAAGAACAUCCUGGGAGACUGCUACUCUUCUAGAAAAAAUAUUUAUUAUAUUACGGACACCCUUUAGAAUGGCAUUAUGUAUUAGUAAUGUAACAAUAUUUUUUUUUACUUAUUUUGGUUUUAUAAUUCCUGUUAUGUGGGCAAGAGCUGCAUGGCCUCGUUUAUACUGGUUUGUUGAAGGAAAACUUUAUGUAUGGCUGCAGGGAUUUAUUGCAUCAUGGGGAUUUACUGCUGGUUAUAAUGUUUAUGAAGUUGGUGAUGAUAUAGGUCCAUUUUGUGAUAAUGAAAGAGUUUUAAUUAUGUGUAAUCAUCAAAGUACUGCUGAUGUACCAAUGUUAAUGGCUGCAUUUCAAAAUAAAGGUGUUGCAACUAGAAAAUUACUUUGGUUAAUGGAUAUUAUGUUUAGAUGGACACCAUUUGGUAUUAUUGGUAGAAAUCAUGGAGAUUUUUUUAUACAACAAGGAAAAAAAACACGUAAUUUGUUUAUAACAAAAUUAAAAGAUCAUUUAAGAAAAACAUUUUGGAAUCGUGAUCGUCGUUGGGUUAUUUUAUUUCCUGAAGGUGGUUUUUUUUAUAAAAGAAUUAAAGAUUCACAGGCAUAUGGUAAAAAACAUGGAUUUCCUCAUACUACACAUGUUACAUUACCAAGAUAUGGUGCAAUAAAAGCAAUACUAGAAGAGAUAGGAGAGAAAAAACCUGAUCCAGCUAGGGGUAUGUCAGAUGAAGAGAAAAUUAAUGUUAAAAAAAGAUCAAAUUCUCAAAUUGAACAUUUAAAAGAAAAAGUUCGUGAUGUACGUAUAAAAAAAAGUGUAACAGAAUCUAGACCAAGAAUAAAAUAUGUUAUUGAUGUCACAAUUGCCUAUCCAAAUCGUAUUCCAUUAUCUUUAUUUACCUUACUUUUUGGAUCCCGAGAAAAGUGUGAUAUUGCUGUUCAUUAUCGUGUUUUCAAAGUUAAUGAAAUUCCUUUUGAAGAUGAGGAAAAACUUCGUGAUUGGAUAUAUAAAGUAUAUGAGGAAAAAGAUCGACUUCUAGAUAAUUAUUAUCAUACAGGAAAAUUCUCAGAUACUGAUUUUAGAAGACCUGUUACAUUUGAAUGGAAUAAAAUAAUAACUCAAUAUGUCUUUUGGUUUGGAUCAUUUUACUUUCAAUGGAAAGCAUAUUCUUGGCUUGCUCUUCAUGUAUGGAAUUUAUUAAUGUUGCCUUUCCAGUAA